Halteromyces radiatus is the source of this 2121-nucleotide messenger RNA. RefSeq names its product peptidase family M41-domain-containing protein. The transcript has 9 exons. Gene Ontology annotation, cellular component: mitochondrial inner membrane. The record is from RefSeq and is a predicted model, not a curated record. The coding region runs from base 91 to 2049 and encodes 652 amino acids. Gene Ontology annotation, molecular function: metalloendopeptidase activity; ATP-dependent peptidase activity; ATP binding. Lineage: Eukaryota; Fungi; Mucoromycota; Mucoromycetes; Mucorales; Cunninghamellaceae. Gene Ontology annotation, biological process: mitochondrion organization; protein quality control for misfolded or incompletely synthesized proteins.
UUCGUCUUUCUCUCUCUCUCUUUUUUUCUUUGUACUCUCUCACACCAUUCUUUCUCGCUUUCAGCUUUUACUUAUUUAUCACUAUCAAGUAUGGAUCAGGCCUUUGCUAGAUAUAUAAAACAUAGAAUCUUCUUCAAGUACGCAACAACGCGUCAAGCAUGGCCUUCAUCAAGGAAAACUCUUUUUACGAAUCAUUCUUCCUCCAAUAUGAUUAGCUGUAUACAUGUUCGAAGAAUGACUGGUCCUCCUUAUAGAAACCGUUGGCAAUAUUUGGCUAGGUUGGAACAAGAUGCUAAUGCUCAUCCGAGUGAUCCUCGGUUACAAGCUACAUUGUACAAAGAACUUCGAAUGGCCAAACGACAAAGAGACGUGAUCAAUCGAUUUGAAAAUUCAACAUGUGCUCAUGACGAUGAAAGUUAUCGUCAUUAUAUAGCUGCUUUAGUGGAAACAGGUCAAGAAAACAAGGUCAUGCCAGAAUUGAUGAAGCAUAUGGAAGGGAAAAAUACAGCUAGUUCAUCUUCGGGUACAAAUAAAACUGAUCCAGUCUAUGUAGUGGUAGAAGAAGCUCCGGGAGCGAUGUUUUGGAAAGCGUUACGUUGGAUUGGUGUUACCUUUACAUACACUUUUUGUCUAUUGACUGUAUUAUCACUCUCUAUGGAAAACUCAGGUUUACUCAAAACAUCAUCAUCAACGCAAUCGGAAUACGAACCUUCUCAGCAGCAAGUGGUUAAGUUUGAAGAUGUACAAGGGUGUGAUGAAGCCAAAGACGAAUUGGAAGAAAUCGUUCAAUUUUUGAAGAAUCCACAUCGAUAUACUGAAUUAGGUGGAAAAUUACCUAAAGGUGUUCUAUUGACAGGUCCACCUGGUACUGGUAAAACUUUGUUGGCUCGUGCAGUUGCAGGUGAAGCUAGUGUACCUUUUUUCUUUAUGUCUGGUAGUGAAUUCGAUGAAAUGUAUGUUGGCGUUGGUGCAAGACGAAUCAGAGAACUAUUUGCGGCGGCAAGAAGCAAAGCUCCUAGUAUUGUUUUUAUUGAUGAAAUCGAUGCUAUUGGUUCCAAGCGCAAUCCAAAGGAUCAAUCAUAUAUGAAACAAACACUUAAUCAGCUAUUAGUGGAUCUGGAUGGAUUUUCUCAAACAGAAGGUGUGAUCUUUAUUGCAGCAACCAACUUUCCUGAACUCUUAGACAAAGCUUUGGUACGACCUGGAAGAUUCGAUCGAACGGUGAAUGUACCAUUACCUGAUGUACGAGGUCGAAUACAAAUAUUACGACAACAUAUGAAAGGAAUUACAGUGGCAUCUGAUGUGGAUGUGGAUGUGAUUGCAAGAGGAACUCCUGGAUUCAGUGGUGCCGAAUUAGCAAAUCUGAUCAACCAAGCUGCAAUUCAAGCGAGUAAAGAGGGAGUCAAGGAAGUAUCUUCAAAACAUCUGGAAUUCGCCAAGGAUAAGAGUAUCAUGGGUGCAGAAAGGAAAAGUGCAGUGAUUACAGAUGAAAGCAAACGAUUGACAGCAUAUCAUGAAGGUGGACACGCUCUAUUGGCCUAUUAUACCCCUGGUGCAUUACCUUUACAUAAAGCAACCAUCAUGCCAAGAGGACGUGCUUUAGGAAUGACAGUUCAAUUACCGGAAAUGGACAAGGAUUCAUAUACAAAAAAAGAAUAUAUAGCUCAAAUUGAUGUAUGUAUGGGUGGACGUGUAGCUGAAGAAAUGAUCUUUGGAAGUGAUAAUGUGACUAGUGGCGCUCAUAGUGAUAUCGUCAAGGCAACUGAAGUGGCAAGACGGAUGGUACGGAAUCUUGGUAUGAGUGAAAAAGUGGGUCUAGUCAAUUACAAUGAUGAAGAUAUGCAUUUACUUAGUACAGAAACAAAAGUGUUGAUUGAAAAUGAAAUCAAAGAUUUAGUCAUGGAUGCUGAAAAACGUGCUCGUGAAAUUUUAACUACACAUAUUGAAGAAUUACAUCGAUUGGCCAAAGCUCUAGUAGAAUAUGAGACCCUUUCUCAAUCGGAGAUUCUUGAUGUGGUUAACAACAAGCCCAUUCAAAGGAAACCUUAGACAAUUCUGAAUGUUUAAUAUAUAGUUCUUUUUUGUAUAUCGAUUGAAAAUAAAUUUGGUGAUACAAUAAUA